Capsaspora owczarzaki ATCC 30864 is the source of this 688-nucleotide messenger RNA. RefSeq lists its product as hypothetical. Gene Ontology annotation, cellular component: actin cortical patch. Bases 30 to 512 code for a protein of 160 amino acids. Gene Ontology annotation, biological process: actin filament debranching; negative regulation of Arp2/3 complex-mediated actin nucleation. The transcript is spliced from 5 exons. Gene Ontology annotation, molecular function: actin binding; Arp2/3 complex binding. The record is from RefSeq and is a predicted model, not a curated record. Lineage: Eukaryota; Filasterea; Ministeriida; Capsasporidae.
CUUUGUGUUUUGCUCCAUCACCAAUUUCAAUGGCUGUCGCAAUCCCCAGCGCCGUCUCUGAUGCAAUCACCGCAUUGCUCUCGUCUGGCACACCCGGCGACGCCCUGAUCUUGAGCAUUGACAAGAACAAGAACGAGUUCAUCAUUGGCUCGUCGCUGAACGGCGUCACUCCCGAGGAGAUUGCUGAAGAAUUGCCAGAAUCAGUCCCGCGUCUGAUCGUUGCUCGUUUCAAUGUGCCGGUGGACGAGCAACACGUGCGUGAGUAUAUCGUGCUGCUGCAUUUCAACCCGCUUUCUUGCUCGACGCCGUUGAUGCGCACCUACUCUGCUGCCAAAAACGAUCUGUUGAAUGGCAUCAAAUUGCUCAAGGAGCGUGCCCGCGAGUUUGAGCUGAACGACGAGCGCGAUUUCAACCCGACCUGGUUUGGGGUCAAGAUGCGUGGUCUGACUGGCAAGGCUGGCAAUCCGCUGCCCGGCCAGUACUCUAGCGGUGGCUUUGACGGUCGGAUUUGAUCAAAGUCCAGGUGUGCAGUGAUUUGUGAUGCAUGUUGUGUUUGGUUUGGUUUUUGACGUGUUUGACAAACUUUAUGGGCUCGCGAGUGUCGUCCACAGUUUUCAUGCAACAUGAUUCGACUUUCAAUUGUAGUGCUGUUUACAACAACAACAACAACAACAACAACAACAACAAC